This is a messenger RNA of Cutaneotrichosporon oleaginosum, 4437 nucleotides long. RefSeq lists its product as uncharacterized. Lineage: Eukaryota; Fungi; Basidiomycota; Tremellomycetes; Trichosporonales; Trichosporonaceae. The record is from RefSeq and is a predicted model, not a curated record.
UUCACACUUUGACAUCUCGACACCUUGCAGCUAGCUAGAUAGCUAGCUAGCUAGCUAGGCAGUUGCAGAGAUUGCCACAAUUAUUUACUGUACACCUCCACUCUGCGGCGAUAGCGGGCGGGCAUGCCGCAAUGUCCGCUCAUGUUGUUGUGAAACACGGGUGCAACACGAUCACCGAUCCAAUGGACUCGAUGUCGGUCGCUCAAUCAUCAAUCACUUGAACUCGUCGAUUUCAUCCUCGCCAUCAAUCAUCUCUUCACUCUGCUUCAUCAACGCCGCAUUCCGCAUCUACGACAUUAAGACAUUAACGCGCUUUUAAGUCUUAGAAUGCGCACUCCUACAUUCCGCACACUUCUCUGACUGGGCGCGUCCGCACUGUCCAUUCUUAUCAUCUCGUCAUGUCCGUCCCUACCUUCCGCAGUGGCGUGCGGUCCACUGGACUGCGAAAGCUCAAAUCGACUCCUUCAUCUGCAGCCAUGUCGCUUGAGGACGAAACGCAGCAACCACCAGUGGCAGGGUCGUCGCAAACGUCGGCGGCGCACAUGAGCGCCGCCAUCUUCGAGCAAUUUCAGCAACAGUACGCAUCAAGCGUUCCAAGCGGGCCGAGUGCCGCCCCUACCCCUCGCGCCACGCCCAUCAUUCCCCAUCCGCCGCUCGUCGCACCUUCCUCCGAUCUCACCCAGGAGCCCGAGUCGGAUGGCAGCAUCGCAUGGGAAAGCAAUACAGCUCCCAUACCACCUAGCUCGUCUCUCCGUCGCUCCUCUCUGGGUCAUAUCGAGGAGGAGCCUCAGCCCCAGGCCAGCGAGAUCAACGACGGGGGAAGUAGUGGCGGGUCUGACAUCUCCACGCCUCCGAACUCAAAUCCUGAGGCGGCCAGCACACCGACUCGCGCCUCGAAACGCUCACUUGUCGCGCCCCUCCGUCCCAUUACCCAGUCGGUGCCAGGCGGCAUCACAUCAUCUACUCGCCAGCUUAUAUCUCCAUCCCGACACGCGACCAUGUUAACCACACCCGCCAAGACCACACAACCUUUACGUCUUUCGCCGACCAACAAGCUCACUGAUCGCCCAACUCCGUCCCUCACGAAGGUCGGCAGCCCGUCAUCGUCUGCUCGCCCCCCUCCCUCACCCUCGCCCUCACCCUCGCCCACUCCUCUCACCCGCCCAAUUGGUAACUUUCGCACUGCUCAAAAUCGCUCCCCCUCGCCGGAUGAAAGUAGUGACUUUGCAGACGACAUGCUGCCGACCCGCCCCCUCAAGCCUCGCGAACGUUUUGAAACCACGAUGAGGGCGACAUCGCUGUCCCCGAAGCAGACUUUCUCAGCUGAAGGCGAUCCGGCCUGUUACACAGAGGAACCGACUUUCCUCAACGAGGACGAUCAUAAUGUGACACAGGAGGCCGGCAGUGAUAAGCACAGCGGGACCGGUAAAACCAAUCAGAAUGCUGGGGAGGUCGCUGAGGAUAGUAACUCCGCAGUCCUCCAGGUAUACCCCAGCGCGACGGCGGAGCAGCCCAACAGCUCCAGCCCUCUUCCCACAGCCCCGAGGCUCUUUGCUGCUGGUCAAGGAUCCGGCAUCAGUCAGACUCAGUUGAACACUGUCAUCUCGGAAGGCUCCCAGACACAGCUCAACUCUGACGAUCGACCGCCACCGUCCUCACCCGUCCCACGCGGUCACUUUGCGAGCAUCAACGCACGGUCAGCAGCAGUGCCCUCUUCGCUUGAGCUAUGGGAGGAGAGCAUGCCCGACGACGAGGAUAUUGGUGCGCCAGGCCAGAUGUCUCCGCAACAUGAGACAUUUGUCGCAACGCAGGUCAAAUCUCUCCCUCCCUCCACAUCAUCACCAUUCAGGCAGCUUUCCGGUGCGGUUCCUUCCUCGUCUCCUUUGGCCGAGAGUAGAGGCAACUGUGCGAGGAGCACAACCGCUACGAGUCGCGACUCGACUGACAUGCCUCGUGAACUCGAUGGCGAGCUAGAGCCUACCUUCGUGGACGCCGGAGGCCAUGUCUCUGACGGGUCACUUCCAGCAGCAGCCAGUGACCCUUUUCCCCCAAUCCUUCCUCCUUCAAGCGUUGAGCGACCCCGUCGAUCAGCACGCGCAGCUGCCAGCACAUCCGUGAUUCCUGCUCCACAGCCGGCCCCGAUCAAUCAUUGCAGGACUCAAGAAGAAACAGCGACAACAAUGUUGACCCCAACAAAGAAGCGCCCGCUGGAGCCGGAAAGUUCAAAAGAAUCGUUGCUCCCCGCACAGCGGCCGCGCCGUAGCCCCUACAAGUACGGCAAGCGUUAUAAUCGCCCAUCGGCCAUCCCAUCAUCUCGCGUUCACGUACCUCACCAACUGCAAGCAUCUGAAGGACCACUUCCAACUCCGCUGUCGCACCCUGAAGGUGGCAGCCCGCCUUCUCAUGGCGGAUCUGGAACGCAGGAAGCAUCAGCCUCCGCAGCCAGUGCCGAUGACGCCUCGCGACCGGAUUCAUCGUCCGCUCCGCGAGCUGAGCCUUUUUCUUCCAUGCGUACCUCAUCGACCUCAAGCAGCUCGGCCCCCGAUGAUCCCGAUGACACAACCUUUCCCGGCACACUUGAGCGCGAGGACCAGCAAUCGUUAGCAGGGGAACUCAUUACCUCCCUGCCGUCUUUACAACUAGGUGCUCCCAUCGCGCGCAGCAAGUCUACGCCUGUAGGCAUGCGACACACAACUGCAGUUCCAAAUGAGCGAGCGACAUCACGAGCUGGAAGCCGCCCCGUGCGUGACAAGCGUAAGACGCGCUCCUCAUCUCCCGAGUUCUCAGAGUCUAGCAGCUCAGCGCCGGAGGACGUGGAGGAUUCCACCUACCGCCCGGUUGAGGCUGCGGUCGGUCCCUCGAAGGGCAAAGCUAAGAGAGCGCCCGCAACGCCCCCAAAGCCCAAACUGAGCAAGCGGCCCAGAAAGGAAGCUGUGUCCACUUCUGUUCGUGCACCUCCACCCAAACCCAACAAGCGGACCCGGACGAUCGCCGCUGGGGCCCGACCCAGGUCCCUUCGGCCUGCAAGUUCGGCCUCGCGUACAAAAGGGGCUCAGGCUGUGGCUGCGCCGCCAGAUAUCCCGCCACUUCGCGUGCUCGCGCAGUGGCGUGACAGCACCGAUUUCUACGCUGGCACGGUCGUGGCCCGCGAUGCUAGUGGCCAUCACAUCAUGUUCGAUGAUGGCCACACGGAGUGUGUGGAAUUUGAACAGAUGCGGCUCCUCGAGCUGCGACCGGGCGAGCCAGUCUGCGAGAAAAACCCCAGUCACAUGUUCCACCUAGUGGAGCAGUACGAUGGACAAGGUGAUAUACGAGUUGUCAACGCCAACAACAAGGUGCACAGAAUCCAAAGCAAAUACCUCCUCGUUCUCGGCCUAGACAUCGUUCGCCGCUUCUCGAAUCGCCGGGUGCCUCGUGAGGAGCUUGACAAGCGCUUCCCCGACAGCAUUGCUGCCUUCGCUGGAAAGGUGUUCAUCGUGACAGGUUCUGAGGAGAAGGACGCUGUUGCCAAGAAAAUCCAACGGAACGGCGGUGUUGUUGCGAACGACUGGACAGACCUGUUUGACAUCACCGAAGACGGGCACGCGAUCAGUGCUCAAGGAACUCCCUACUUGGUGUCACUUGGACCCAAGCGCGCCGUGUCAUCUAAACUCAUGUCGUCGCUCGCUGCGGGCGUUCCGGUACUCUCGCCACGCUACGUCGAUGACUCUCUCAAAGGUCAUGUUGACUGGCGAGCAUAUCUUGUGUCACCAGGCGAAUCUGCCCUCCUGCGCGAACCAGCAGUCCAGGUGGUGGACACUGCAUGGGGGUCGGCGUCAUGGAAUCCGAAAACUGCACAGGCGGUGCGUCAGCCGCUUGCAGGGAGUAGCGUCCUUUGGAUCCCCGCACGCACGUCCUGGAAGGGACAUGAUGAAAUCAACACGCUGCUGCCGUUCUGCCUCCGAGCCAUGGGGGCGCGGGUGACGAUCACUGGGACUCUACCUGGUGACUUGGUCGCAGUCAAGCAUGACCUUGUUGUGGUCGAAGACCGGGACGGCCGUACCCUCACCAAAUCGCAGCGAGCGAGUGGCAAGCUCGUGAAUGUGGGAUGGCUCAAAGCCGUUCUCAUGGCUGGUGCGCGGCUGCCGCCCAGCAUUUUGCGGAACUAGACGAGGUCAGCAGCCAUGCUGCAUGUUUGUUUGUACGACUUGCUGUACAGUAUCUUCAUGUCAUCGAACUGUUGUGUGCGGCAGUAGUUCAACGUUCAAACAAAGCGGGACGAGGGGGAGAAGCGCGCUGACAUUCCCGCGGGCCGGGGUGGAGCGGACGCGUCUGCCGGCUGUCAGGAUCCCGAAGCGCGGACCGUCGUUUCGGACGAGAGCGGGACGGAGGGGCAAGCCGGGGGGAGGGUGGUGGGCGUAGUAACUGGGCUCUGGUGGUUGGCCCCCGUGACGAGGU